GUGACUAAACACGUGACUGAUUGGGUCUGGUUUCUGAAGUUGUACUUGUGGUUUCUAGCCUCCUGUGAACGAAUCAGACUACCUGCAGGUUGGCCGACUCGGAGUUCUGAAAAUAGUGCAGUGGCCCUCGAUAUUUGAUUUUAAGCCGAGUCUGAAGCAAUGGCCUUCCGAGUCGGAAUGGACGUUCCUAUCGUUUUCUGCACAAUUUUGACAUUGCUGGUGAAAGGUUUUGUUGCAGACAGAGAGUUGGAAAUCAUCAACAAGAAAUGUGACAUCCCAAAAUGCAACCAGACUCAUGAUGGCCAACCCAACCUGGUGCACAUCAAAGGGACCGGCGAAAACGAUACAAUCCAUUACCUGUGGAGUUCUAUCGGUGCCCCGGCGGUCAUCCUAGCAAGAACGACCCUCGGUGCUAAUCUCACCGUUAACUGGAAGGAUUUGCUCGAUGGCACCAAGACUGGUUCCCUCUCAUUCCAGCCACCAGAGUCAGUGCUUUAUUCCUCGGCUUUGAUGUUUACCAAGCUUAUAGAAUACAACGACACAAGUGAUGACGGCACGAUACAAUCUAAAGAUGCACGAAUGAUGACUGAGCUGGAAUCACUGACAUGGCAGAAAGGCACCAUCAAUUCUACAGACUGUAGCGCUGUGCUUCUUGGAAAAUUGGGAGAUAAUGGAACCAUAUCCAUGAAAUUGACGGGAUUUGGCAAAGGCGGUCGACUGACAACGCUUCCACACCUCCAGUACACGGAGAACAGCACACAACUGGAUGUAACCAUGCAGAACGUGAUGAACAUGAUAUACACAAACUACACAAAUGCCCGCUUUGCUCUGGAGAUGGUUGUCGUUGGAAGAGACAACAAGUCAGGCACUGUCAAUAUAAAGGAGGAUACGUCUAUCGAUGACCAGUAUACACCUGGUACAUUUUCGACUUUAAAUGUGAGGCUACCAGACUCACCCUUGGGUAGCUAUGUACAGUGGAAGCCAGUUUCAUAUGUUAAGAAAGGCCGGACCAUGGAGAACGCUCGUCAUGUGUAUGAAUAUAAACUCGAAACAACGAGAGAAAAUAUCGACAUGCCACAGACCAGCAUUGUUCGCGCCUUUUUCUCUCCAAAAGAAAUAGAACAAAUUGGGGCUCUGAACGUCUCAUUCGGAAUCACCAAAGAUGGGUUUUACAAGAAAACUAACUACGUCAGCUGGUCUAUCGCCAUUGGCUACGGGGAUCCCCCAGAGGAGUACAUUUCCCUGACUGUUUACAUCGUCAUAUCGGUUGGCCUAGGCAUCCCGCUUCUCAUCGUGGUGUUUGGGGGGACGGGUGUCUGCAUCUCCAAGCACAAAGAGAAGAAGAGGAAAUCACUCCAGUCCAACUAGACAGAGACAAUUUUUUCUUUCCAAUUCCAAGGUUUUUUUUAUGGUCUGGGAUAGUUAGAAUGAAAAGGCAGUUCAAUCACUGGUCUCCGUGUUGAAAAAUUUGGUUACUCAUCGGCUAUUGCACGCUGUACACACAUUUGAAGCUGCGCACUGGUUCCGAAUCUCUUAAUUUUGAUAUGAUACGGGUACCAGUAUAACCACCCCCAUCGUACUUAUAUAAUUUAACUUUAAAG
This is a messenger RNA of Patiria miniata (bat star), 1601 nucleotides long. RefSeq names its product glycosylated lysosomal membrane protein A-like (gene glmp). Gene Ontology annotation, cellular component: lysosome. The transcript is spliced from 7 exons. Bases 160 to 1368 code for a protein of 402 amino acids. The record is from RefSeq and is a predicted model, not a curated record. NCBI's taxonomy places the organism in Eukaryota, Metazoa, Echinodermata, Asteroidea, Valvatida, Asterinidae.